This is a messenger RNA of Knipowitschia caucasica, 363 nucleotides long. NCBI's taxonomy places the organism in Eukaryota, Metazoa, Chordata, Actinopteri, Gobiiformes, Gobiidae. The record is from the annotation of a GenBank genome assembly.
AUGGUGAAACCGGCCCCACCAGAGAACGUCAUGGAUGUCCAGAACAAGAGUGUGACGAGUGUGGAGCUCCACUCCGCAGAGAGGACCACACAGAGAGACCCUAUCCAGGACCAGCAGCAGAGUGACAGUCGACUUAAUAUGGAGACAAAGGCUAAAGACAGAGAGCCCGCUCUGAUACAGACUCCCACGUCUACUCGCUGUGAUGCUGUAGACGAGAGGCUCGAAGACAGGCCUAAAAGGAAACUUUGGGAAAAGAGAACAGCCAAAGUGCAGCCUCUGAACGACUCCACACUGCCCCCUACUGAAGAUGAUUUUGUCCCAAAGAAGAAGAGGAAACACAUCCUCAAUCCCUGUAACUGGUGA